UCAAUGUGCAGCUUAUAACAUUUUAGAAGACUCUGAAGAAGGUGAUUCAGCAUUACUAAUUUUUGUAUAGACUUUUUUUUAUUUGCACUUGAAUAAAGUUCAGAAAUAGAGCGCCCUCGUACUCAAUCAAAACAUCCGCCCACACAAUGAUCCCGGUAGACGAAAAAGUAACUGUUCAGAAUGUGAAGUGAUAUCUGCGCGUGUUUCUAUUAGACGUAUCAGAGAGACAGAGUAUGAUUGAUGGAUUAGUCUGAAUGCUGCACGUGAAAUCGGCAUGAGUCUGAUACGACACUGCAUUACUUUCUUUCACUGCCUAAUACUUUGUCAUUGUUUGAAGCGUCCACAUAUUAUUUUGUUCAUUGCCGAUGAUUACGGGUAUAGCGACAUUGGAUAUCAUGGAUCGCACAUAAAAACUCCACAUCUAGAUAGAUUGGCGUUAUCUGGAGUAAGGCUAAAUAAUUACUACGUGCAGCCAAUUUGCUCGCCUACGAGAGCACAACUUAUGACCGGCAAAUACUCAAUUCAUCUGGGACUGCAGCAUUCAUACAUUAAGCCUGCGCAGCCAAAUUGCUUACCAUUUCGAGAGACGACGCUUGGAGAAAAACUACAGCGAAUAGGCUACCGGACGAAUCUCGUCGGUAAAUGGCAUUUGGGAUUUCAUAAAAAGCAUUGCUGGCCAACAAGCAGAGGUUUUGAUCAUUUCUUUGGAUUCCUAACUGGUGCAGAGGAUUUUUAUACACAUGAAAGUGAUUAUCUGUUCCCUGGAAAACGUAAGCUGUGGAAAGGAUUCGAUUUAAGGGAAGAUGAUGAUAAUAUUGCAUGGAAUUAUCAAGGGUUUUACUCUACUCAUCUGUUUACCAAAAAGGCACAACGAAUCAUAAAAAAACACGAUCCAGCCAAGCCACUGUUUCUUGUCGUGUCCUUCCAAGCCGUCCAUGGACCGCUACAAGUUCCAAAAGAGUAUUUAAAACCAUAUAAAUACAUAAAAAAUGAAAAGAGGAAAAUUUAUGCUGGAAUGGUUUCGUGUAUGGAUGAAGCUGUAGGCAACGUAACAAAAACGCUAAAACAUACUGGAUUGCUGGAAAAUAGCGUCAUCGUAUUUACUACAGAUAAUGGUGGUAGACCUCACUUAGGAGGCUACAAUUGGCCACUACGAGGAGGGAAGAGUUCGCUAUGGGAAGGUGGUCUUCGAGGUCUUGGGUUUAUACAUAGUCCUUUGCUGCCACCAAGAGUCAGAGGAACUGUUAAUGACAAUCUAAUGCACGUCAGCGAUUGGUUUCCAACUUUGGUAGAAGGUGCUGCGCAUGGCUCCGUCGGAAAGCUGGAAUUAGAUGGAUUCAAUAUGUGGCCAGUCUUGAGUGGUGCGACAAAGACGUCGCCAAGGAAGGAAAUCCUACAUAAUAUAGAUCCUUUAAGCCGACAGCCACGUUCUCAACGAGGACUACAAAGUAGGCAAAGGAAACGUUGGCAGAAGUACUUUGAUACAAAUAUUCGGGCGGCUAUCAGAUUCGGCAAGUGGAAGCUUAUAACUGGGCAGCCAGGUGAUGGAUCGUGGUAUAUUCCGCCAGAAUUGUACAAGAACAACAAGCCAAUACGAUCAAAGGAUGAUAAAAUUAAACGUCUUUGGUUAUUUAACAUUGCAGUGGACCCAACAGAGACUAUAGAUCUCAGUCGUAAACGUCCAGAUAUAGUGAGCAUGCUGUUGAAACGACUGUCAUAUUAUCAUAAGCAUUCUAUACCGCCAACAUUCCCAAAGAAUGAUGUAAAGGCUAAUCCAAAGCUAUACAAUCAAACUUGGACCGACUGGAGUUCAAGAAAAGCAAAAACUUGACAGAUAAUUAGCGUGAACACAGAU
Molecule: messenger RNA, 1855 nt
Organism: Anneissia japonica
Lineage: Eukaryota; Metazoa; Echinodermata; Crinoidea; Comatulida; Comatulidae
Product: arylsulfatase B-like
Exons: 7
Coding region: 275-1831 (518 amino acids)
Source: RefSeq, a predicted model, not a curated record